Messenger RNA from Hypoxylon trugodes, 1654 nucleotides. Its product is annotated as N-terminal nucleophile aminohydrolase. The record is from RefSeq and is a predicted model, not a curated record. Gene Ontology annotation, biological process: ubiquitin-dependent protein catabolic process. Gene Ontology annotation, cellular component: nucleus; proteasome core complex; cytosol. The transcript has 5 exons. Bases 287 to 1054 code for a protein of 255 amino acids. Lineage: Eukaryota; Fungi; Ascomycota; Sordariomycetes; Xylariales; Hypoxylaceae.
GCAGACUGGCAGAUAGCUAGGUGGUUGCUUGCAUCUCAAGGCUCCAAUCUGGCGCGUCAGAGCUUCCCGGACUAAUAAUAAGGCAAUAAGGCUACACCACUCUAAACUCUCAACCUUGGAACCUUCAUCACUUUUCACCACCUUAUCUUUUUUUUUUCACCACGAUACCGAAAACAAUAUUUCACUUUUCCCAAACAAAUAUUUCCCAGCUGUCAAAACGUGCAUCUAGACCCAUACCGCCCAAAUCCUACUUUCACUCAGCCUUUACCGCUAGCAAUCCUUCACCAUGUCUGGAGGCAGUGCCGGUUUCGAUAGACACAUCACCAUUUUCUCCGAGCAAGGUCGACUUUACCAAGUCGAAUAUGCCUUCAAGGCGAUCACUGCUGCGAAUAUAAUGUCAAUUGGGGUCCGAGGCAAGGAUUGUGCAGUAGUCCUCUCCCAGAAGAAGGUUCCUGACAAGUUAAUCGAUCCUUCGUCCGUCUCCCACAUCUUCCAGAUUUCUCCUUCAGUUGGUUGCGUUAUGACCGGCUCAAUUGCGGAUGCUCGGGCGUUUGCGCAGCGCGCCCAGGGGGAAGCCGCCGAAUUCAGGUACAACUACGGAUAUGAAAUGCCAUGUGACGCUCUGGCCAAGAGGCUGGCCAACAUUAGUCAGGUUUACACACAGAAGGCAUACAUGCGUCCUUAUGGCGUUGCGACGACCCUGAUAUCAUUGGAUUCUGAAUUCGGCCCGCAGCUCUUCAAGUGCGAUCCAGCAGGAUACUACGUGGGGUACAAAGGGACUGCCGCCGGCCCCAAGCAGCAGGAGGCGCUCAAUCAUCUGGAGAAGAAGCUCAAGAACAAGGAUCAUGCAGAAGGCACAUGGGAAGAUGUUGUGGAGUUAGCUAUUACUACGUUGAGCACGGUCCUCAGCAUGGAUUUUAAGAAGGGUGAAAUUGAGAUCGGAAUCGUGGGAGGCCCCCGACCGGACGGUAAGGAGGGGUCAGAUCCCUUCUUUAGAACCCUGACGGAGGACGAGAUUGAUGAACGAUUACAGGCCAUUGCUGAGAAAGAUUAGCGGGUGAGGCGCUCGUGGCGUAAGGCUGGGUACCGAUUAACAUAGCUGAUUUGCUUGAUGCUGACCACAGCAACAUAUUGUGGAGGCGUGGGUUCGUCCCAAUGGAUGCACCCUGUAUUCCGUGUUCACUAGUUUAGAUCCUCCGCCGACGGGAUUUCUUUUAAACCGUCAUUCUGGUCUAUACACUGGCCCAAGGAAAAAAAACGCAAUUCAAGCAAUUGACAUUCCGAGUAUAGCAUAGUCUAGCCUAGAAGUGGCUUAAGCUGAAGAUGUGAGAAGUGCAUCAUGGGAUUUGGACGUUCAGGUGGUGGCGAUAUGGAGAUCUGGGACUUAUAUAACCCAGGCGGUGAAUACAUGUCAUCAAGAACCACAUCUUCAAGUGUGGAUGUGACGUAUCAGCAUGCUGCAAGCAUUUUGCAAGCACCAUAAGCAAGUCAUUAACCAACAUUACGCGUAUCUCGGGCAUAUGGACAUCCCAUCUAUCUCUACCAACAGGUUGGGUCUUCUAACGUCGUAGAUGUCAGCCCAUUAUCUAGACUGACAAGCCUCGAAAUGCCCGAUCCUGGAUCUUUGAGGGUGUCACCUCGUGGGGAGUUUGGG